Molecule: messenger RNA, 2585 nt
Organism: Tetranychus urticae (two-spotted spider mite)
Lineage: Eukaryota; Metazoa; Arthropoda; Arachnida; Trombidiformes; Tetranychidae
Product: spliceosome-associated protein CWC27 homolog
Biological process (GO): protein folding; protein peptidyl-prolyl isomerization
Cellular component (GO): catalytic step 2 spliceosome
Molecular function (GO): peptidyl-prolyl cis-trans isomerase activity
Source: RefSeq, a predicted model, not a curated record
AUAAUUGUUUAGCAAUAAAUGGUUCAGAAAUAAAUUGUUUUUCUUGUUUUUGCUAUGGUUGUCAUGUGACUUCAAUCAGCUGUUAAGGCUUUUUGCGGUUUCCUUGAUAAUUUGUUUUUCUCAAUUCAGUUUCUAUUUUGAAGUGUAGUGUUUAGAAUCGGCCUGUAUUUUUGAUCUAUUUUGGUUUUAUCUUAAACGAUAAUUAAUAUUUAAAACGAGAGGAUGAGUAAUAUUUAUAUUCAAGAGCCUUCAACCAAUGGAAAGGUUAUCCUGAAAACUACUCUGGGUGAUAUUGACAUUGAACUUUGGUCUAGAGAAGCUCCGAAAGCAUGUCGGAACUUUGUUCAACUAUGUAUGGAGGGUUAUUACAACAAUACGAUAUUUCAUAGAGUUAUAAAAGGGUUUCUCGCUCAAGGAGGAGAUCCGACAGGCACUGGAUAUGGUGGAGAUUCCAUUUAUGGAGAAGGAUUUAAAGAUGAAUUCCAUUCAAGAUUACGCUUCGUUCGCAGGGGUCUUCUGGCAAUGGCUAAUGCAGAAAAGAACGCCAAUGGAUCUCAAUUUUUCUUUACUCUUGGCCCAUGUCCACAUCUUCAAGAAAAGCACACAAUUUUCGGGAAAGUUGCUGGCAAAACAUUGUAUAAUAUGAUAAAAUUUGACGACUUACAAGUGGAUCAAAAUGAAAAGCCGCUAUAUCCACCAAAGAUAAUUUCAACGGAGGUUGUUUUCAAUCCUUUUGACGAUAUAAUUCCUAGAAAGAUCGAAGCUAAAAAAACGAAUAAAAAGGAAGAAAGGCCCAAAGUAAAAGGAACCAAAGAUUUUAAAUUACUCUCUUUUGGUGAUGAAGCUGAGGAAGAAGAAGAAGAAAUAAGUGAAAUUAUAACAAAAUUCAAAGGAAAAAGUAAAAGUAGCCAUGAUUUGUUGAAUGAUCCAAAAUUAAGUUCAGUUCCAGCUGUUGAACCUUCUCUAACUCUCAAUAAUCGAAAGAUCAAAGGUGACAUCGAUGACAGAAUGGAGGAAGAUGAUUCAACUAGUGAUGAUGAAAGCAAGAAAAGCUCAAAACUAAAUAAAUUGAAAAAGAUUAAAGAUAAAUUUAAACAUUCUUCGUUUGGUGAAGGAAAAUCAACAGACAAAUCAACCACAGAUCCAUUCGGUGAAGGAACAUCAAAAGAUUUUAAUGAAGAGCAAAAUGAAGAAGACGAAACGAACCCUGGAUCUAAAUUAGAUAAAAUUAAAAAUGAGUUCAAACUUUUAAAGAAACAAAUGAAGGAGCGAAUAAAGAAGACGGUAACCACUGAAAACCCUUUCUUUUCAAGUGAUCAACCUGAUGCUGUGAUUGAGUUCAAGAAAGAAAUAGACCAAUUCAAAGCAUUACAAAGUAAGGAUAAGAAGAAACGAGCCGAAAAAAAUUUAUCCAUUUUUGAAAAAUUCCAAGCAAAAAUAUCAAAUAUUGAAGGUGAUUCAGAUGAUGGUACACUUAGUGAUUUGUUUAAACAUAAAUUGGUCAGCGAAGAAAGUGAGCCUGUUCUAGCAAAAGAUGCUAAUAUAAGGAAGGAGGCUGAAUGGUUUGAUAUUUAUGAUCCAAGAAAUCCAGUUAAUAAACGUCGACGUGAAGCCGAUAAAGAAAGUGAAUCUAAAUCAAGUAAAAAAGCGCACCGCAGUAAAGAGAAACAAUAAAUUCGCUCAACAUCUUAUCAUUUGGAUUGGUUAAAAUACAAAGCCUUAAUCUGGAAAACUCCAACAAAAACUGUUGAAACUUACAUCGAGUUGAUGAUGUCUACUUGUAACCAGUUUCAAUGAACAAUUAAUUGACUUUUCUAUGCAGCAAAUGGAGAGUUGAGAAUGAUUUUAUAAUUUAAAUUCAUCUCCUCACCUUGAACAUCAAAUGAUAAUGGUGUUUGAUAUUGCAACGAUAUUUUCAUUUUCACCAGAAGAGGACAAAGCUAUAAAGAACACAUAUAAAGAUGAUAGAACAAGUUGAAGAAUGAACAAAAUAACGAAGAGAGUAAAGAAGGAGGAGAAUAGGUGAAGACGAAGAAGAUAGACUUACCCUGGAAGGAGGGAGGGAAAGAUGAAAAUAGUGAAACAGUAAUUUGAACAAAUUGUUAUUGAGGAUUACCUGGAAGAUGCUGCCUGUUUUCCUGCGAUAAGCUUUGAAAAGGAAGCCUGAAAAAGUGAGAUAAUCAUGGACCAAUGCUUCCGGAGACAAGCUCUUUACGCAUUCACUUUCUUUGGCAAACUGUUUAUUCACAAAUAUAAAGGUUGUUAAAAGAUAGAGAAUCAAAUUAAUCAAUUGAAUUUGUUUUUUUUACCUUACAAAUCAAUUGGUUAUUUCCUUUGAAAAUUCAACUCCACCAGUUGUGCUUACAUCAAAGUCCAAUCACAAGCUCAUCGCAGCCUCAUCUUCAUCUCCUAAACCUGCCAUAAUAAUUUAUCCUUUUUACCCAUCUUUAUGACAAAUAAUUUCAAUUCUCAUCACCUUUUGAUCAUUGAUUAUAUCAACCAAUUAUGUAUAGUUAAUCUUGUAAACAAAUUACAACUGUAAUAAAUUGUUUAAUCCAUGCCUUGGUUUAGUUUUCACGUUUAAA